Molecule: messenger RNA, 492 nt
Organism: Haemonchus placei
Lineage: Eukaryota; Metazoa; Nematoda; Chromadorea; Rhabditida; Trichostrongylidae
Source: the annotation of a GenBank genome assembly
ACCAAACCGAUCCAUCGCGUGCCUUCUCCUCCAAUGUCGACCAGUUCCGGCUGCUCAAACCUAUCAAACAUUCAAGCUGACCACGGAAUUCAGGUCUACUAUCCGCCGUCGUCCCUGAAUCCACUUCACUUUCUCCAAUCUUCAAAACGGAACCGAAAAUCACUGGAUAAUAGACGGAUCCAUCGGUGUAGUCAACCAGGAUGCAAUAAAGUCUACACCAAAAGCUCGCAUCUCAAAGCUCACCAACGAAUUCAUACAGGAGAAAAACCCUAUUUUUGCCAAUGGCCGAGAUGCUCCUGGACUUUUGCAAGAUCUGAUGAACUUACGAGGCAUUAUCGGAAGCACACUGGUGCUAAACCUUUCCGCUGUCCUGCCUGUUCCAGAUGUUUUGCCAGAAGCGACCACCUACAGCUACACAUGAAACGCCACGAAAUUAAGAAUGACGCUCUGCCAGAUCUGAAUCCUGAUGAAAUUGUUAUGAUUGAAAUGUGA